This is a messenger RNA of Arachis duranensis, 1593 nucleotides long. Its product is annotated as extensin. The record is from RefSeq and is a predicted model, not a curated record. The coding region runs from base 154 to 918 and encodes 254 amino acids. The transcript has a single exon. NCBI's taxonomy places the organism in Eukaryota, Viridiplantae, Streptophyta, Magnoliopsida, Fabales, Fabaceae.
AAAAAGAAACAUAAAUCACUUAAUCGGUAUUCCGUAAUCAUUCUGCUCUGGCUCUUGCUCUUGCUCUUGCUCUUGCUCUAGUUGUGGUUGCAGCCUCCUCCAUCUGUGGAUCGCAACAUAAUCUCUCUAAAUUUUGAUUUGUGAAGGCGGUGGAUGGCAAAAAACAACAAGUUCACCGCCAUCAACUUCAACCACAUUUACGACAAAACAACCUCUUCCAACCAUCAAACGCCCAAAACCGCCGCCCCUUCUUCUCUCCCCUCCUCCUCCCCUUCCUUCUCCGCUUCAUAUUCUUCUGUCUCUGCUCCUAACAAACCCCAUGGCCGGAUCCUCGUCCUGACCCGACCCACACCCAAGCCCAUCACUCCACCCACACAACUCCCCUCCAAACAACCCCAACCCACCCCCAUCCAAACCGUUCCCGAUCAACCACCCUCCGACACGAUAUCUCUUCGUCCCCAGGGCCGAACCGGAUCCGGCCCGGUUCUCUCGGGCCCCAACCUCAAGGACAGGGCGGUGCACGUGGAGUCGCCGCCUCCGCUGAUAUCUCCGAAGCCCGACAAGUUUGUGCCGCCGCACCUUCGGCCCGGGUACGUGCCGAAGGUGGAGGAGGUGCCGCCUGGGCCGGAGAUGGGCCGGGGCAGGGAUUUGAACUAUAGGAGGGGUGCACAUGUCGGGUCGCCGGGCAAGUAUGGGGAAGAUGGGCGGCCCAAGUCUGGCGGAUACGAGAGGAUUAGGAGGGCUGGCGGGUCGGAUGCCGGGUUGAUGGGCCGCCCGAGAUCAUCCAGUGGGAGUCGACCUAGUUCAAGUGGAUGGUACGUUUUUCUUUUCCACUUUUUAAUUUUUAAUUUCCCUUCAAUAGUUACUGUUCAUGUGGAUUUUUUGUGGAUUGUUUGGCCAAUUUAUUGUUCCUUUUAAUGGCGUUGACAUUUUAUAGAAUUUUUUUCAUUUUUUGGUUUUGUGGGUUUGUCGUUUCUUGGAUUUUGGUGGAACGUCAUAGUGGUAGACUGAUAGGUACUAGGAAUCAUCAAGCCAAUAAUACCUUUGGCUGUUUUUGUGGAUUAUGUUUAUUGUUUAGAGUAAUUGUUUUGGUAUAUGUGAAUUUUAUUAGUAGAUGUUAAGUUAAUUAUCUUCCAGUAAUAGUAACUUUGGUUGUUAAUAUGGUUCGAAACUACCUACUGGUUUUGCUAAUUCUGGUGUUGAUAUGUAAUCCGAACCAACUAUUUUCUAUUUGUACAGAGAAAUGAGACCUGUAACGGCUGCCUUAGUUGUGAAAAUUUUCUGUAGCUACUAAGUUAUUAGUUAUGACUUAUGAAUGUUUGUCGUGGCAUGGUUAUUUUAGAUAUUUGCCUGAUAAGUUGACUUUUGUACUAUCUAGUGGGUUGGCCACUUGCCAUAUUGUAAUGAGCUAUAUCUUAUUUAUAUGCCUUUAUUAGAUUGGGCUAGAUUCAAGUACUUGCUAAAAUUUGAUCACAUUACUUGCUAUCAAUCAUACAACCUUCCAUAUUGGUAACAAGAAAUGUUUUAGGUACUCAUUUUGCUUUGCACACCGAGUUAGUACAUGCUAAUUCUAUAAUUUGAUGGAAUGACAAA